AUGCCGCUACAGAGUGAAAUACGCCAUCUUGUCCUUUCUGAAUCUGAGACUACUUCCUUCAGGGACCUCUGUCGCAAAAAUAAAACUACUAUAACGGCAGCUCUACACACUUUGGUUGCUGGUGCUCUGUUCGUAAACCUCUCUGCGCAUUACACACAGCUCCGAUGUGUUGGCGCGCUUUCAAAUCGGCGAUGGCUGGGAUGCCGGAUCUGCGAUGACUCCAUGGGAGUGUUUGUGCAGGCUUUCCAAGACUCGUAUCGUCGAGAAGGGUUUUUUGACCAGUCCGGAAAUUUCAAGUUUCCAUGGGACGAAGCCGUCAGGUCCAGGAAAACAAUUGAGGACACAAUAAAUAUGGAGGGAAAAAACGCAAUAUCAAAUCUAUUAAAAUAUGUCGGCGAUUACCACAGUGAACUAUUCCUGUCUAAGAUAGGCAAGAAUAGGGCUGAUAGCUACGAAGUCUCGAACUUGGGUGUAUUCGGGUCUAAUCUAGAAGCAACGGUCGGUUCACAGAAGCCACUAGUUGGCAGGAUGGUCUUUUCGCAGAGUGCAAAUGUAACAGGGAGCGCCUUUGAGGUGUCCGCGAUUACUGGUGGUGAUGGAUGUCUAGUGCUGACGUUUUCAUGGCAGAAGGGAGUCGUAGAACUUCAUCUCGUCAGCGACAUUAUGAAGACGAUCGUAGAGCACUUGGGUACGAUAAUAUAA
Messenger RNA from Histoplasma mississippiense, 702 nucleotides. RefSeq lists its product with no specific name. Lineage: Eukaryota; Fungi; Ascomycota; Eurotiomycetes; Onygenales; Ajellomycetaceae. Gene Ontology annotation, molecular function: N-acetyltransferase activity. The transcript has a single exon. The record is from RefSeq and is a predicted model, not a curated record. The coding region runs from base 1 to 702 and encodes 233 amino acids.